Messenger RNA from Trifolium pratense (red clover), 597 nucleotides. RefSeq lists its product as uncharacterized. The transcript has a single exon. Gene Ontology annotation, molecular function: protein binding. Bases 1 to 597 code for a protein of 198 amino acids. The record is from RefSeq and is a predicted model, not a curated record. NCBI's taxonomy places the organism in Eukaryota, Viridiplantae, Streptophyta, Magnoliopsida, Fabales, Fabaceae.
AUGGCUGAUACUCAAGAAGAGAUCAAAUUAACACUGGAAACUAUACCCAAUUGUGUUCUGGCUCUUAUUAUGAAUCUUUUGCCCCCAAAGGAUUGCCUUAAUUUGAGAGCCGCUUCUAUUCCUUUAAGAAACAACAUUAAGGAACUUAUCGGUAAAGAUAUUUGGCGUCCUUCACCUGAGUUGCCUCUUGUUUUACUUGACCUAUCAAAAUGUUUUGAACCUCCUAAAAAAGAAUCAUCUGAGUGUUUUUUUAGCUUAAGCACAAAUGAAGUUCACCACCUUGAUGCUAAUCUGUUGGAGUCCACUCAAACCAUCACUGGUUCAUUUGAUGGUUGGUUCAUAGUAGCCGACUAUUGUAAAAAGAAAGUGGUGGGUUUUUUCUUCUUUAAUCCAUUGACCAAUGAAAGAAUCAUGAUAACACCUGAGCUAUAUCUUAACAAAAACUCGCAGAAGAAAAAGAAACCCAAAGCUCCUCCUCUUCCUCGGGAAUUAUAUGCCAAGAAGAUGGUUUCUUCCAUUCAUCCCUCUUCUUAUGUUUCUGAUGAUUCAACAGACUGUUAUUUAGCUGGAAUCUUUGGUUCGGUACUGCAUGUUUAG